Eleginops maclovinus (Patagonian blennie) is the source of this 2099-nucleotide messenger RNA. RefSeq lists its product as uncharacterized. Gene Ontology annotation, molecular function: protein dimerization activity. The record is from RefSeq and is a predicted model, not a curated record. The transcript has 2 exons. NCBI's taxonomy places the organism in Eukaryota, Metazoa, Chordata, Actinopteri, Perciformes, Eleginopidae. Bases 198 to 2099 code for a protein of 633 amino acids.
GCAGCGCCAUUGUUGGAGCUCUUGCCAAGGAGGAUGCGUCUGUGAUCACGGAGGCAAUGAGGACAGCUCCAUACUCCCUAGCCACGGAUGGGAGCACUGACUAUGGAGACUAGUGUCAUGAGGCAUCUACUGGGCAGAACAUAUUCAAACUCAUUGACAAUGAACUUGAGAAACGUAGCAUAUCCUGGGACAACUGCAUGAGUUUUGGGGCAGAUAAUGCCAUGGUGAUGCAGGGACUCAAAGCUGGCACGGCAGGCUACAUCAACAAAAAAAACAGUGCAGUAUAUGUGCUGGGAUGCCCGUGCCAUCUAAUUCAUCUAGCUGCAGAAAAAGCUGCUGCUCAGCUUCCAGUGUCCAUUGAAGAGCUGCUGGUGGACAUAUACUUCUACCUAGACAAAUCCAGCAAGAGGAAACAGGGACUGAAGAAAUUUCAGGAUCUGUGUGGAGUGGAAAUGAGAAAGAUUGUUAAACAUGUAAGUACGAGGUGGCUCUCUUUAGAUAAAUGCAUCGCCAGGUUGUUGCAGCAGUGGCCUGCAUUGCUGCAAUACUUUGAGUCAGAACAGUCUGGGCACAGCAGCAAGGACAAGACCACGCAGAGCAGCAGCAAGGACAAGACCACGCAGAGCAGCAGCAAGGACAAGUCCACCCACAGUGUUAGCAAGGACACAUCAACCCACAGUAGCGGCAGCAAGGACAAUUCUCAGUUUGAUUUGGCAGGCUAUCUCUUUCGCCAACAAAACCUAGCCAAAUUCUGUCAGGGAAAGAAAACACCAGCAGCUGCAACCACACAGCCCAAGACUGCAACGGCAAAGCCCAACACAUCUAGCGCUGCACCCACUCGGCCCAAGACAUCUAGCACUGCACCCACUCAGCCCAAGACAUCUAGCGCUGCACACACUCAGCCCAAGACAUCUACCACUACACCCACUCAGCCCAAAACAUCUAGCACUGCACCCACUCAGCCCAAGACAUCUAGCACUGCACCCACUCAGCCCAAGACAUCUAGCACUGCACCCACUCAGCCCAAGACAUCUAGCGCUGCACACACUCAGCCCAAGACAUCUACCACUACACCCACUCAGCCCAAAACAUCUAGCACUGCACCCACUCAGCCCAAGACAUCUAGCACUGCACCCACUCAGCCCAAUACAUCUACCACUACACCCACUCAGCCCAAGACAGGGGCACAACAGAGAGUGCAGAGGGCAUGUCAACAUCUGCAGGACCCAACAUUCCAUCUUUACUGCUACUUUCUAAGUGCGGUCCUGCCGAUAUUUGAUGAGGCCAACACUCUGCUGCAGCUAGACAAACCCUGCAUACAAAUACUACACAGGACUUUGACCACACAGCUGAAGAAUCUCUUGAACCGAUUUGUGAAGCCUCAGGUGAUCAAUGCAGCUGCUAAGGUUCACCAGGUACCAUUCAGGGAGCCAAGCAACCAGAAGAGCAAUGAGACCUUGUUCAUUGGGCAAAACACCAGAGACUUCAUAAGAGAUCACCCUGAGCUUGAGGAGCUGCAGCUUGCCCAGGUCUUCAGCGCUGUGCGGGCAUUCUACAUGAAGGCUGUUGAGUACAUGGUGAAGAAGUUUCCCUAUGAUGACCCAGUGAUAAGGAAUGCUUCUGUGGCUGACAUGUCUGCACGGGACAGUGCAGACUUCAAUUCUGUGAGGUACUUCACAGGCAGAUUCCCCUGCUUGAAGAUGAGUGCUGAGGAGAUGGACAAGCUUGAGGGUCAAUUCAUGACCUACCAAACCGAUGCUCUGCCAGAAAGCAUCACCAGCUGUGACAGACCAGACACACAGUGGCACCUGAUGAGUCAGCUGAAGGAUGGAAAUGGCCAUCUCAAGUACCCUUUACUCUGCAAGGUAAUGCUGGCUAUCCUCUGCAUCUUCCAUUCCAAUGCAGACUGCGAACACAUCUUCAGUCUUGUCACAAAAAACAGAACGGAGUUCAGACCUAGUAUGGGAAUGGAGACCCUGAGUAACCUCAUUACCCACAAACAAUUCAUGGUGGCAAAGGGGUCUGUCUGCUACAAGCAGGCGUACUCCAAGACAACUCUUGCCAAGGCCAAGUCAGCAACCUAUGACCAUCUAAAGUGA